AUGAGCUCCAACGGAAUACCGAUCAAGCUGCUCACGGAGUCUCAAGGCCACGUAGUGUCCCUAGAACUCACAACUGGUGAAGCCUACCGCGGAAAGCUUGUUGACAGCGAGGACAAUAUGAACGUUCAAUUGAGAGACGUCACGGCAACUGCUAGAGAUGGCAGUGUGACACGCAUGGAUCAUGUAUUUGUCAGAGGAUCACAUAUACGGUUUUUCGUGGUACCAGAUAUCCUCAAGAAUGCGCCGAUGUUCAAGCAAGGUCCAACUUCAAAGCCUCCACCGCCCAUCCGUGGACCGAAAAGAAGGUAA
Messenger RNA from Lachancea thermotolerans CBS 6340, 309 nucleotides. It is a transcript of the gene SMD3, whose product is annotated as mRNA splicing protein SMD3. The transcript has a single exon. Gene Ontology annotation, molecular function: RNA binding. The record is from RefSeq and is a predicted model, not a curated record. The coding region runs from base 1 to 309 and encodes 102 amino acids. Gene Ontology annotation, biological process: spliceosomal snRNP assembly; RNA processing. Gene Ontology annotation, cellular component: U5 snRNP; catalytic step 2 spliceosome; pICln-Sm protein complex. NCBI's taxonomy places the organism in Eukaryota, Fungi, Ascomycota, Saccharomycetes, Saccharomycetales, Saccharomycetaceae.